CAGGCGCGCGCGAGCGCGGCUACAGCUGCUGCUGAAGUAUCCGAACUCAGCGCAGCGCGGCUGGUGGGCGGACCGACAGACGGACGUACACAGGGACGCUGCGACCCCCAUCCCUGCACAAACGCCGCGGUAACCCGCCUUGCCCCGCCGGUCCAGCCACUCCUCGCUCGGGUGCCCGCCGUGCCCAGCCCCAGACCGCCAGCUGCUCGGCGCCCCGGGUUCGCCAUGCGCUCCGCCGCUGUCCUGGCGCUUCUGCUCUGCGCCGGGCAAGUCACUGCCCUCCCUGUGAACAGCCCUAUGAAUAAAGGGGACACCGAGGUGAUGAAGUGCAUCGUUGAGGUCAUUUCUGACACACUGUCCAAGCCCAGCCCCAUGCCUGUGAGCCAGGAGUGUGUGGAGACACUCCGAGGAGAUGAACGGAUCCUCUCAAUCCUGCGACAUCAGAAUUUGCUGAAAGAGCUCCAAGACCUUGCUCUCCAAGGUGCCAAAGAGAGGGCCCAUGAGCAGAAGAAACACAGCAGUUUUGAAGAUGAACUCUCAGAGGUUCUUGAGAAGCACAACAGCCAGGCCGAGCUAAAGGAGGGGACAGAAGAGAUGCCCUUCAAAGAUGCUGCAGAGAAAAGAGGGGAUGCUAACGAGAUGGAGACGAAUGCCGAAGAUACGGAUGGAGCCAGGCCCCAGGUCUCCCCAGAGCCCGGGCAGGGGUCCGAGGUGGAGGAGGACAACCCGGCCCCAGGGGAGGAGGCAGCUGCCAACACUCACCCCCCCGCCAGCCUCCCCAGCCAGAGACACCCAGGCCCACAGGUCGAGGGGGACAGCGAGGGCCCCUCCCAGGAUCUGGUGGACAAAGAGAAGAGCCUGGGUGCAGAGCAAGGGCAGCAGGCCAGGAGAGAAGAGGACGAGGAGGCCGCAGAGGCUGGAGAGAAGGCCGUCCCUGAGGAAGAUGGCCCCACCGCAGUCCUUAACCCCCACCCAAGCCGCGGCUACAAGGAGACCCAGAGCGGUUGGUCCGAGGCUAUGGCUGUGGAUGGAGCCGGGAAGACUGGGGCUGAGGAAGCUCAGCCCCCCAAGGGGAAGGGGGAGCGGGAGUGGUCCCGGCAGGAGGAGGAGGAGAUGGCAGAGGCCCCUCAAGGCCUCUUCCGGGGCGGGAAGAGCGGGCCGCUGGAGCAGGAGGAGGAGGAGCGACUCUCCGAGGAGUGGGAAGAUGCCAAGCGAUGGAGCAAGAUGGACCAGCUGGCCAACGAGCUGACGGCCGAGAAGCGGCUGGACAGGGAGGACGAGGAGGACGACCCUGACCGCUCCAUGAAGCUCUCCUUCCGGGCUCAGGGCUACGGCUUCAGGGGCCCAGGGAUGCAGCUGCGACGAGGCUGGAGGCCGUCCUCCCGCGAGGACAGUGUUGAGGCAGGCCUGCCCCUCCAGGCGCGUGGCUACCCAGAGGAGAAGAAAGAGGAGGAGGGCAGCGCCAACCGCAGACCUGAGGACCAGGAACUGGAGAGCCUGUCGGCCAUAGAGGCGGAGCUGGAGAAGGUGGCCCACCAGCUGCAGGCCCUGCGGCGGGGCUGAGACGCCAGCUGGCCCUGCCAGCCAGGACCCGGAGGAACCCUGUGGUCCUGGCUCUGUUGUCCCCUUUGCAGGUCCUGGCCAGCCGGCCUGGGCGCUGCUUCCGGUAGGGCGGUUGCCCCAGCCCGCCCAAGCCCAGGCCACCCUGUUGCCCCCACGCUCCUUUCCUCCUGCACUGGACCCCAGUAUUCCCCUCUGAUGGGCAGACCCCCACAACUUUAAACGAUUAUCCUCUCUCAACACAGGAAGCUUUCUAGAAGUUUCCCUUCCACCAUCAGAACCAUUGGGCAUAACUGUUGAAUAACUUUUGGUCUUUUGGUGAAAGCUGAGAACUCCUGACUGUAAUAUAUUCUGUACAAAAUUUAUCGAAGGAAAAAUAAACCUGCUCUGGGCUCUUUCUUGUUUCUUUGAA
Molecule: messenger RNA, 1972 nt
Organism: Rhinolophus ferrumequinum (greater horseshoe bat)
Lineage: Eukaryota; Metazoa; Chordata; Mammalia; Chiroptera; Rhinolophidae
Gene: CHGA
Product: chromogranin A
Exons: 8
Coding region: 226-1563 (445 amino acids)
Biological process (GO): defense response to bacterium; negative regulation of insulin secretion; negative regulation of catecholamine secretion
Cellular component (GO): chromaffin granule
Source: RefSeq, a predicted model, not a curated record